AAAAAUUCUUCCAAAUGUUACCUUGCGAAUGGGAGCUAAGCAUAGCGAUAAUAGGAGAUACUGGAGUUGGAAAAUCAACAUUUCUAUCAAUGUUUAUGACUAAUCAAUUUGUGUAGAGGCAUAAUGAUAAAAUUUCUGUUCAUCAAAAGGAGAUUUUGGUAGGACAAAAGUUGGUUUAAUUAAAACUGAUUGAUAUUGUAAUGAUAUAAUAUGAAUUAAAGUCUGGUAAGGAACCAUUUCGUUCGAUGGCAUGGGUUCAUUACAGAACUUGUGUUGGAAUAAUAUUAAUUUUCGAUCUUUCCAGCAGGGAUAGUUAUGAGAAUCUGAAAAAGUGGUAUGAAGAAAUCUAGUAGUAUGUUGAUCAAGAUAAAAUAGUAAUUAGAUUGGUAGGUAAUAAAUGUGACAAAUUGUUUUACGAUGAUUUGGAAGAAGGGAAGGAUGGUGGAAAUGAUAGGUAAAGAGAAUUCUUAUUUAGUUGCAAGGCAUUACAUACAAUAUGAGGAAGGGGAGCAAUUUGCAGCCACUCAUCAAAUGCAGUAUUCUCAAACUUCAAGUAGUGUGCUUUCGUUGAAUCAAGAUGAGAACUACUAGAGUAUAAAAACAAUUAUCACCAAAUUUACUGAAGAGAUAUUGGACUUUAUAAAAAAAUAAAAAGAAAGUGGUAAAUUGGAUGAAUUGAUUGGAAUUCGAAGUUUAAAAAAAUAAGUUGUUAUUCAGGAGGUGAAGAAAAAAAUUAAUCGUAACUCCUGUUGUUGA
Molecule: messenger RNA, 756 nt
Organism: Paramecium octaurelia
Lineage: Eukaryota; Ciliophora; Oligohymenophorea; Peniculida; Parameciidae
Source: the annotation of a GenBank genome assembly